AACAAACCCCGUGGUGGUUCGAGGCAUAACAGGCUGAUCUGGGAUCCUCUCAGGCCAGGCUUCCUUGUGCAAGUGUCUAAAGCAGUUAUGGAAACUGUUCCUGAACUCAACUGUGAAAUGACGCCUUUUGACAGGUCAGUGGGAACUGGAGAGUGGUCCAGCACUCUGCUUUCAAGAAUGGAAGGUUGUCUACUUUCAGAGGCAAGAGUGGCCCCAACUCAUCGCCUUCAAUGGCUAUCAGAGUUCAAGCAACCUGGCUUAAAGACUGAUUUCUCACCCCAAGCCCAUCCUGGGGACUUAGGUGCUGUCACUUCAGAGACUCCUGCAGAUGCAAUGGAAAUAAAAACUUCCACAUGGACAGUAGAGGAGACCCUUUUGCAAAGUCUGGCUUGGAAGCAAGGGCAUAGAGCUCAGACUUCAGCUAACUCUGCUAGUCUAGAAUUUAGGUGUCAGAAGUCAACAGAGAGCACCCAGAGCACCCACUUACCUGGCCCAGAAUCUGCUUCUAGACUGUUGCUUACGUAACACUGUAGAACUUGCCAGAAGUCUUCAGGAAGUUUUGAGUGUCGUACUAUGUGUGGUUUUAUUAGCAAUGAAAGUCUGUCUGAUCAGUAUUGAUAAGGAGCUAUCACUUGACCACGUCUAUUUUCAUUACAGUGAUGAGAAUGACCUAUUCUUUGAGGUUGAUGGACCCCCAAAAAUGAAGGGAUGCUUCCAAGCCCCUGACCCGGGCUGUCCAGAUGAUGAGACAAUCCAGCUUCAAAUUUCGCAGCAGCAUCUCAACAAGAGCUUCAGGCAGGCAGUGUCACUCAUUGUGGCUGUGGAGAAGCUAUGGCAGCUACCUGUGUCUUGCCCAUGGACCUUACAGGAAGAGGAUCUGAGAACCUUCUUUUCCUUCAUCUUUGAAGAAGAGCCCAUCCUCUGUGAUUCAUGGGAUGAUGAUGAUGACCUGUUACUGUGUGAUGUUACCAUUAGACAGCUGCACUACACGCUCCGAGAUGAACAACAAAAAUGCCUUGUGCUGUCUGACCCAUGUGAGCUAAAAGCUCUCCACCUCAAUGGACAGAAUAUAAACCAACAAGUGGUAUUCUCCAUGAACUUUGUACACGGAGAAACAAGUAACCACAAAAUACCUGUGGCCUUGGGUCUCAAAGGAAAGAACCUAUACCUGUCCUGUGUAAUGAAAGACGGCACACCCACCCUGCAGCUGGAGAGUGUGGACCCCAAACAAUACCCAAAGAAGAAGAUGGAUAAGCGGUUUGUCUUCAACAAGAUAGAAAUCAAGACCAAAGUGGAGUUUGAGUCUGCACAGUUCCCCAAUUGGUUCAUCAGCACCUCUCAAGCAGAACACAAACCUGUCUUCCUGGGAAACAACAGUGGUCAGGACAUAAUUGACUUCACCAUGGAAUCCGUGCCUUCCUAAAGCUGGGCAGUUUCUAAUGCCUUCCCCAGGACAUGUUAAGGGGCUCCCUUGUCAUGAAUGAGCAGACAGCUCAAUCUCCAGGGGAAUCUUUAGUCCUCUUGCCAAGCCAGGUCUCUCAGAGGCAUGAGAAACCAUGGCACAUUCUGUUCAAAGAAAGCCUGUGUUUUCCUCCUUGUCUCUGAUAGGCAACCACUUACCUAUUUAUUUAUGUAUUUAUUGAUUGGUUGACCUAUUUAAGUUGAUUCAAGGAGACAUGAGGCAGCAUUGUCUACAAUCUCGUUGUCAAUGUGUAUGAGAUAAAUUGAGUUUGGACCAGUUCACAGCCUGCACUGAGUGCCUUCAUUGAAGCUGGGAAUAAAUAGGUUCCUGUUAUGUGCAUGAGAAUGUUUAUGAAUGAAGAACUAGCACAUCGUUUUGAUGAAUAUGAAAUAAAUUUCA
Molecule: messenger RNA, 1861 nt
Organism: Arvicanthis niloticus (Nile rat)
Lineage: Eukaryota; Metazoa; Chordata; Mammalia; Rodentia; Muridae
Source: RefSeq, a predicted model, not a curated record